Messenger RNA from Colossoma macropomum (tambaqui), 2134 nucleotides. RefSeq names its product MIS12 kinetochore complex component (gene mis12). Bases 55 to 720 code for a protein of 221 amino acids. Gene Ontology annotation, cellular component: chromosome, centromeric region; nucleus. NCBI's taxonomy places the organism in Eukaryota, Metazoa, Chordata, Actinopteri, Characiformes, Serrasalmidae. The record is from RefSeq and is a predicted model, not a curated record. The transcript has 2 exons. Gene Ontology annotation, biological process: protein localization to kinetochore; kinetochore assembly; mitotic sister chromatid segregation.
UUUGAAGUGAGAGGAAGAAGAAAAAAAAACAACAUUUGCGCGCGGGCUUUGGAGAUGACUGAGAGCGGAGAAAACAACGAUAAUGUGGGGUCCUUCACCUCGGAGUCCCUCAAGCUGUAUGAGGCGCAGUUCUUUGGGUUCACCCCACAGACCUGCAUGAUGAGGGUGAAUAGCGCCUUCCAGGACUGCUUGUACGAGAUGCUGGUGGUCGUGGAGUCUGUGUUCGUGCGGAAACUGUCCCAAGGGAAAGAUCCACCGGAGGAGCUUCAGCUCAAAACCCGAGAAUGCACCCAGAAACUGCUCCGCUUCCUGCAGGAGCGCUUUAGGAAGCUGUCGAGUCGCAUGGAAACUCUGCUGGUGAAUAGCGUGCUCUCGAUCCCUGAAAACGUCCUGCUGCCUGAAGACGAGCCCCACCGGAAGUAUCCACAAAGCCAGGAACAGCUUUUGAAGCUGGAAAGUUCGAUUGCCGACCUGCAGCGGUCUUACCAGGCAGAAGCGUGCGCCAAACAAGCACUCCUGGCUGAACUGGAGGAGCAAAGAGAGACUCAGGAACAGCUGGAGGAGGUGCUGAGAUGGAUUGAGGAGCUGCGGCUGUCUUGGAAGCGUGAAGGCAUGGGCAACGUCCAUGACAGUUUCCGGCAUAUGAUUGAGACUGUGAACCAGCUGCAGAGUGUUAUGGGGAAGAUCAGAAAGAAGAGCAAAUCACUAGAUGAAGUGUGAGAGUUCACUGUGAAGGGCUGUCAAAAUCAUGAAAUUUUAUCUAAUGAUAAAUCUACAUAUAAAUAGUUGCAAUUAACAGUGUAAUUGUAUGUGAAAUGGUUAUGAAUACACCGCCUGAUGUCCAAAACAUUGUUUUACAAUAGGUUUGUGGUACAGUUUUGGCUUAAAAUGUUUUUGCGUCCAUUUAUUUUAAUCCGUUCACAGUGGAGGGAUACAUGCAGGGCGUUGUAAGGCAAUAUAGUCAGCAAAAAACCCUUAUUUUUAGAUUUAUGACCACCAUCAUCAACGUUACAUAUAAAAAGUCAAAAGACACAUGUAGGUUCACUGGUGCUUUUGGAAAGUAAAUAGAAUGGCUGUAUUUGUGUUGUAGACAUAGUGACCCCUGGUUCCUAUCACCACCACUGUGAAGAAAUCUGAGUUUCUCUGCAGUGAACCGUUUCACAUCAAACUACUCUGGAUGAUUUGCAUUUCAAGGACUGAAUAAUUCAGAAAUUUUGAUCUGCUUCUUGUGCAACGACACUGUCCAUCCACAAGAGGGAGCCCUGGUGCCCAGUCUAUUUUUGCCACUUCUUCAGACAGGAAAUCGUACUUGGGAACGCAAUGAGCUGUCAGUGUCAAAGUAUUGCAUUUGUAAGCAAGGACGUUCCUCGCUGACAUCUGAAAUGCGGUCAAGCAAUAUUGCCCAAUCCGCCCCCCCAACAUUCAUUGGUUAUUCCGAGGCCAUGCUCGCUGUGGAAUCUGUUACUUUGAUGUUUGGUGCAAUGAGAUCUGCACCAGAUGAGAGUGAAUUUCCCACAGACCCAAACCUAUGGGCUUUCUUUUUUGUUCACAGUCAGAGGGCUCAAGGUCUGAAUAUGGGCCAGUUCUAUUUGACUAUUCUUUUCCCUGUAGCCUGAGGGAAAGCAUUUUGUAAUGCAACUGUAGAUACUUUUAUUGGAUGUGCUUGUUAACUGACGAUUUAGCUUUGGUAAAAUCACACUCCAAUUUUUAAAUUGUCAGUUUCAGUUAGGAAUGAAAGAUUAAUCAUUUUUUAUCGAAAUCGCAAAUUGAAACAGUAAAAUUUUUUUCAUCGUCUACUAUCAACAAUGAUGAUAUGUUGCAAGUUUUAAUUAAGGAAGUUUAACGUAACGUGGAGCUUGUGAACUGCUUUUAGAUGAAUUUGACUAAUUAAAAGCAACCACACAUCCAUGUGCUGUGACAUCACAGCCACAAAUAACUGGCAGGCUGGCACACUAUGUUAAACAUUCAAGCCUCAAGCCAGAAAAAGUAUGAUUUGAUUGGCCAAAAAAAGCCCAUACCUCAAUUUAUAGAAAACGUUCGCAAUUAAAUCGCAGUGUUGGUUUAGAGAAAUCGCAAGUAGAUAUUUUGCCAAAAUUGUUCAGCCCUGGUUUCAGUGACUGUUCUAAACUCAAUA